AUGACAUCCCAGGGUUAUGCAUUACUUUCCCGGUUUGCUGGUUGCUGGAGGCAGAUGUUUAGCGGACGUGCUCUACUGAUCACAAACACUGUGAGCUCAGGAGUAUUUUUGAGUAUUGGGGAUGCCAUCCAGCAGACUUGGGAAGUUAAGAAAAAUUCUGAGAAGCAACAUGACUGGCUAAGGUCAGGUAGGAUGUUUGCAAUCGGUUGUUUGCUUGGUCCUGUGGACCAUUACUGGUUCAUCUGGUUGGAUCGGACGUUCCCAGGUCCUACCAUAAAAGUGGUACUACGAAAGGUCUUGAUAGAGCAAGUCAUUGCCUCACCUAUCCUAUCAACCGUGUUUUUCAUUGGAACGGAUUCCAUGGAAGGAAAAAAAUUGAAAAGUAGCUGGAUGGAAUUUCAGAGCAAGUUUUGGGAGAUGUAUAAGGUUGAAUGGUGCGUGUGGCCACCAGCCCAGAUAAUAAACUUCUACCUGCUUCCUCCAAAGUACAGGGUGUUGUAUGAUAAUAUCAUCAUGCUGGGAUGGGAUGUCUAUCUCUCCUACCUCAAACACAGGAGCCAUAUAGACCCUUAUUGA
Messenger RNA from Bombina bombina (fire-bellied toad), 576 nucleotides. Its product is annotated as mpv17-like protein 2. The record is from RefSeq and is a predicted model, not a curated record. Gene Ontology annotation, biological process: mitochondrial ribosome assembly. The transcript has 5 exons. Gene Ontology annotation, cellular component: membrane; cytoplasm. The coding region runs from base 1 to 576 and encodes 191 amino acids. Lineage: Eukaryota; Metazoa; Chordata; Amphibia; Anura; Bombinatoridae.